AUGCAAAGGCUUUUGCUCUUAGCGGUGGCGAUUGCUACGCUCAGCAAUGCAUUGAUACGAUUUCAAUGCUCUCAGCUCGUGGUGCAGAGGCUUGAUCCCCUUGUAAACCCCGGGAUGAUUCCAUCUGCCCAUGUCCAUCAGAUCGUUGGCGGAAACUCUUUCAACGCCAGUAUGGACCCUGCGAAGGACAUGCCCGGUGAGUCCACAUGCACGACUUGCUCGUUCAGUGAGGACUUUUCCAAUUACUGGACCGCUGUCCUCUACUUCCGCGCCAGGAACGGAACCUUCAAACGUGUUCCCCAGACCUCCCAGAUCAGCGGAGGUCAGGGUGGGAUCACGGUUUAUUACAUGCAAGACGCCCUCUAUGAUACGGUCCAAAAGUCCAAGGUCAAGGCGUUCCAACCCGGCUUCCGCAUGUUCGUCGGCGACGUCAACGCGCGAACCAGAGAGGAGGUCACACGCUUCCGACAGCUGACCUACACCUGCAUGGACAACGAGGGGACGCGCGCUCCAGAGACGCUCGACUUCCCCAAGCGGUCCUGCCCGGUAGGCAUCAUGGUCAACGCGCGCUUCCCGACGUGCUGGGACGGCGUGAACUUAGACUCGCCGGACCACAUGGCUCACAUGGCAUAUCCGGAGAGCGGUACUUUCGAGAGCGGUGGGCCCUGCCCAGCCUCGCACCCGGUCCGCACCGCGCAGGUGCUGUUUGAGGUAGUCUGGGACACGCGGAAGUUCAACAACAAGGCCGACUGGCCCGCGGACGGCAGCCAGCCGUUCGUGUGGUCGUUCGGCGAUGCUACGGGCUACGCCAACCACGCCGACUACGUUUUUGGCUGGAAGGGCGACGCGCUGCAGAAGAUACUGGACACCCCCUGCGUCGUCAAUUGUGCCGGGGCUAAGACACAGUCCACGAGUGUUAUGAAUAAGUGCAAGCAGAAUGCCGUGGUGGAUGAGGACAUUGACGGCUGGUUGACUAGCCUUCCUGGUGGACACGAAGUCCAGCGUGGCUAA
Messenger RNA from Truncatella angustata, 1011 nucleotides. RefSeq lists its product as uncharacterized. Bases 1 to 1011 code for a protein of 336 amino acids. NCBI's taxonomy places the organism in Eukaryota, Fungi, Ascomycota, Sordariomycetes, Amphisphaeriales, Sporocadaceae. The transcript has 4 exons. The record is from RefSeq and is a predicted model, not a curated record.